Molecule: messenger RNA, 993 nt
Organism: Trypanosoma conorhini
Lineage: Eukaryota; Euglenozoa; Kinetoplastea; Trypanosomatida; Trypanosomatidae
Product: putative adenosine kinase
Exons: 1
Coding region: 1-993 (330 amino acids)
Biological process (GO): D-ribose metabolic process
Molecular function (GO): ribokinase activity
Source: RefSeq, a predicted model, not a curated record
AUGAACCGCUUUCACGUACUCAGCUCACACGAGGGAAGCAACGGCCCGACGGUGGUGGUUGUGGGCUCCUGCUUCCUGGACUACGUCGCCUUCGUUGACCGCCUUCCGAAGAUUGGGGAGACGUUCAAGUCGCGAAGCUUCCACAAGGCCUUUGGCGGCAAAGGCGCCAACCAGGCCGUGGCCGCCGGCAGACUUGGCGCGCGCGUGGCUAUGGUGGGUGUCGUGGGCGCCGACGGCGACGGUGACGAAUACAUUGCGAACUUCAAGCGGAACGGGGUGGACACCACUAACGUGUACCGGAAGCAGGGCGAGGCGACAGGGCUGGCAAUGAUUUUUGUGGACGCCAAUACAUCAAACAAUGAAAUUGUGAUUAACCCCAACGCGACCUAUGCAAUGACCGUCGACUUCCUACGUCGCCAAUCGGACAACUAUAAUCGGUUCCUUCCCAAGAGUUGUCGCUUCCUCAUCUGCCAGAAUGAAAUUCCUUUAGAAACGACUCUUGAUGUACUGCGCGAGGCGCACAAGCGUGGCAUCUACACCGUUUUCAACUCCGCCCCGGCCCCCUCGCCGGAGGAGGUGGAGAUUGUUAAGCCUUUUAUGCAGCACGUCUCACUCUUCUGCCCGAACGAGGUGGAGGCGGCCAUGAUCACGGGGCUGGAGGUAACCGAUGGGGCUUCCGCCGCAAAGGCCGCCAGGGCCCUCCAGGCACUUGGCGUGCGGGACGUCGUCAUCACCCUUGGCGCACAGGGUUAUGUCAUUUGCGAGGGGGGCUUGGAGCCGGUGCAUGUGCCUGGCCGACGCGUCAAGGCGGUGGACACCACCGGCGCCGGCGAUUCUUUUGUUGGCUCGAUGGUGUACUACCUGUCGAAGGGCAAAACGCUUUCAGAGGCCUGUAAACGGGCGAAUGUAUGCGCCUCGCUCAGUGUCCAGCGGAGGGGCACGCAGAUGUCGUACCCCACAAUAAACGAACUUCCUGCCGAAGUUCGGGAGUAA